Molecule: messenger RNA, 2768 nt
Organism: Dufourea novaeangliae
Lineage: Eukaryota; Metazoa; Arthropoda; Insecta; Hymenoptera; Halictidae
Gene: Gbs-76A
Product: glycogen-binding subunit 76A
Exons: 2
Coding region: 142-2430 (762 amino acids)
Biological process (GO): regulation of glycogen biosynthetic process
Cellular component (GO): protein phosphatase type 1 complex
Molecular function (GO): protein phosphatase 1 binding; glycogen binding
Source: RefSeq, a predicted model, not a curated record
GAAGGGGCAACGGCGAAAGGAUUGCCUGGCGGAAAGUCGGCAAACACUGGAAAUCGAGAAGCGGAAGAACCGGGUAGCAGCAGGACCUCGCCCUCGGGGGCCAGGCACGCCGACGGGAUUUCUGGGUCGUCCGUCCUCGCGAUGGGCAGCACAGACUCGGCGGGCAGCGCCCAUAAUGGUGGCCCUUCUUGCGGCUUGGUCACAUCCCUUUUCCCAAGUAGCUGCCGCGGUCGAGCGGAGGCCUUCGCCAGACAUCUUCAUCGACGACUGACGUCGCUCGGUGGUGAACACAGUUCCCAACAGAAUACGGAUUCGAAUCCAAAGGAAACAUCCUGGUUACGUACCUCUUCCACGACAAAACCAGUAACGAACAACGCGAUGAGCAAUAACGUUCUACAACACCAGCCCCGUCACCGUCCCGAAACAGAUCUCUGUUACGACUUCGAUUUGGACAUCGAGGACGGGCUCAGUUCACCCGCCGAAGAGGCUACGGCGGCCGAGGUGGCGGAUCUGUUGGUGAACCCGGAAGUGUUGAAGGCGAAUCAUCGCGAAGGUUGCAAUUGCUCGCCGAAUGGCUCGAAGGCGAUGUUGUCCAGUUUGGAUUUAGAAUCAGGUGGCGUGUUCGCCUCGCCUAUCGCGGGAACGUCGCCGGACAGCGACUCCUCGGAUAUCUAUUUCGAUCCGGAGUCUUCGGAUGCAGAAAAAAAGAACGAAGUCUACUUCGAUCCCAUCACGACCUCGGACAGCGAAGUGACUACCUCGAAUCUCUCAAACGGUUGUGAAACAACAAAACGCAAGGGUCUGGUUUACCGUAGAAGGCCGGAGAUCAGUGUCGAACAUUCCGAAGAUACGUCGGAAUCGAGUUCUUCGAUAAGACGGAAUAAUUUCCGUGACAAAGAGUUCAAGAAGGACGAGGUAGUCGGCAAUUCGGAAGACUCGAACGAAAGAAGCUCUUUAGAGACCACGUCGCCCAGUCACGAAUCUCUCUGGAGCACCUUCGAUGAGAAUACUGUGUCCCUUCAGGACGAGAGUCCCUCUAGACUUAGUCCUAAUAUAACUACUCUACAGAAUCGACUACCAAAGUCCCAUUCCGAUUCAGAGAUACCUCUCCAUGGGCCUAGAAUACUGAUCUCUCACGAACUAUGCAGGAGGGAUGAGAAAGUACAAGUCGAUACCGAUGAGGUGGAUUUUGUGAACGGGAUUUCCGAAAAUGGCAAGCUCGAGGACAUCAAAAACGCCAGGAACCUCGUGAAGGAAGAGUCCAGCUCGGAAUCUUCCGAAAAUACGAACGAAGAGGAACUUCCAUACGACGGAGAUAAUUCGAAGGAGUCGAUUCUGUUACAGUCGAAUAGUGUGUGCAGUUUGAAACCGGUCGAGGUUGUAUCCAACGAAUCAGACGAUCAUUCAACGUACAGUAGCAUGAUUAGUAUACCCGGAGCGUUAACAUUAGAAUGUCAUUCGGGCGAAAGAGUGAUAGAGGUGACGAUGAAGAACGAGGUGAAACUGCAAAUCGAGAACGGAAGCGUGACGAACAGCAGCGACGAAGACAAAAUGUGUCUUCUGUUGCAGAAACUCGCGACCAGUCCAACAGUCAAGGACGACGUUCCUAUACCCACCGAAGGGUCCAGCGAAAACGUCGAGGCGGAAGAGGAAGAGGAAGAAGAAGAAAGACCGCAAAAGAUCAGACGUUGUUCCUCUUUGAAAACCGGGAAGACACCACCCGGCACGCCGGGGAGAAAGAAGAUUGUCAGAUUCGCAGACGUUUUAGGCCUGGAUCUCGCCGAUGUGCGAACGUUUUUGGACGAGAUUCCGAAAGUACCCAAUUCAGCUUACAGCGAUUUGAUAUACAACGACAUCUUCCAGAAAGAUACCAGUCCGGUGAAUACUAUUUCGAACACUUGGGAUAACCGGUACAUAGACAACAGAAGGGGAUCAAGCUGCAUAGUACCUUCUCGAAAAAUGGACAGAACACUGGUGCCUAUGUUCCAACAGCCUGGAGGUCUACCAAAUUUCCUAGACGUUGUCCGGGAGCGUCGAGUUUGCCUGGAGAACGUUCUCGUCCAGGAUCCAGUCUCUUUGUGCAUUCAGGGUAGCGUCCGGGUGAUCAAUCUGGACUUCCAUAAAUCGGUCCACAUCAGGUACACAUUGAACUCCUGGAGGAACUUCAGCGAUCUGCAGGCCACCUACGUGCCGAACUCCUGCGACGGUUUUAGCGACAAAUUCUCGUUCGUUCUUUAUUGUCACACGCUGGCGGUUGGGCAAAGACUCGAGUUCGCCGUUCGUUUCCAAUGCAAAGGCGUACAAUACUGGGACAACAACGCCGGGGCCAAUUACUGUUUCCAGUGUCUACCGGCAUCGUCCACGGUCGGAUACAUACCGAUCACCGCGUCGGAAAGCCGAGAACACGACUGGUCGCCGAUGUUUUACUGAUGGACUCUCUGAUCGUCGGUGUUUGUAAUGGUUUACCGAAUGGGGACAGGGAUAUCUCACAAGAGAAGAGCGUGGACAUUAAAACGAACCCGGCUAAGGCUAAAACUAGCGACCAAGACAGCCUACGGAUACAUAAACGUUCCUAAUGUGUGUACCUAUUGCACGUAAACUGUCCUGAAAGACGGGAAGAACAGGUUGGAUAACGAAAGGAGCAGGGAUUUACACUGGCGUCAAUUAUUCUUUCGUGCCAUUUCCUCGCGAGUUCUCCGAGUGGACCGGAAGAAUUUGACGCGGCCGUUAGACUGACAUUUUUUACACGUUCGUUGUUCCUUGUUUAC